AGACUCGGCCUCAACUGAGGUGUCUGCGUAUAAUUAUAGGUGGUCCAUAUAACAUUACGUGAAAUUGAAAGUGUGGGUUUUAAUUUCUAAUUCAGAUCAAGCUUUUAUUUUGAAGGCCAGUAUGAUCUGAAAUCCAACGGAAGUGAUUGCCUCCUAGCAACAUGACCUCCGUCAUCAACGUUUCGUUUCCCCUCUUUUAAUAAGUAAAAAUCACAAUUUAGUAAUCUUUCGAGUAUAAUAUAAACAUUUCACAGUAUUCAAACUUUUUCACCGCUGAUAUGAGAGAUUUUUACUGUUAAUUUUCCUCCCGGAAGUACUGGAGGCGUCGAGUGUUAGCUUAGCAUGUUAGCCCCGGAAACGGACGGAUUAUUUUCUGAAGGAGUUUAAGAAAAGUUUUAACUUCGAUUGUGUGAAAACCUCAAAAGGUCUCUACGUUAGAGAAAACACAGAAGACAUGGAAGAACCGACCCAGCGUGAGGAGACGGACUUUAAGUGUGAAGACGUCCAGCAGCUGAUGGAGACUAAAGAGGAGGAGAACUGGAGUCAGGACCAGGGGGACCAAAAACCCCCACAGAUUAAAGAGGAGCAGGAAGAGAAUGAGAUCACUCAGUCGACGUUCAGUCCUGUUCCUGUGAAGAGUGAAGAAGAUGAAGAGAAACCUCAACUCUCAGAGCUUCAUCACAGCCAAAAUGAGAAAAACAGAGACUCUGUGAAACCAGAACCAGAUGAAUGUGUGAAAUCAGACGACAGAGAUACAGAUUCCUCAGAGACGGAUGUAAGUGAUGGAAACUGGGAGGAGAGCAGUGAAGCUCAGUCAGGUUUGGGGUCUGGGUCAAAUCAAACAAUUGGUGCUUCUGGGAAGACUAACGAUGAUGAAGAGGAAGAGCUUCAUCACAGCCAAACUGUGAAGAAAAGAAACUCUGUGGAACCAAAUGAAUGUUCAAAAUCAGAUGAUGAAGAGGAAACUUCUGAUUCUUCUUCAGUGUCUUCAGAGAUGGACGUCAGUGAUGGAAAGUGGGAGGAGAGCAGUGAAGCCCAGUCAGGUUUAAACUCCACGACCAACAGGGAGUCCUCUGGUCGUUUCAGCUGCUCUGAAUGUAGUAAAGCCUUCACUCGCAGACAGUAUUUAUCAGAACACCAGAGAAUCCACACAGGAGUGAAACCCUUCAGCUGCUCCGUCUGCAGCAGAGCUUUUAGAUGGAAAAAUGGAUUAGUGCGACACAUGAAGUCCCACAGUGGAGAAAAACCUUUUAGCUGCUCAGACUGCGACAAAGCUUUUUCUUCUAAGAAGAAUUUGAUGGAACACACCAAGGUUCACUCAGGGGAAAAACCUUUCACCUGUUCUGUCUGUAGUGCAUCUUUUAAAAGAGCACACACCUUAAAGGAGCACAAAACAACCCACACUGGAGAGAAACCUUACAAAUGCUCGAUCUGCAACCAAAGCUUCAGGUACCGGUCCUAUCUAAUUGUUCACGUCAGAAAUCACAAAGAAGAAAAACCGUUCAGCUGUCCCACCUGUAAAGCAACGUUCAAACGGAAACUCACUUUAGAGGAACACAUCAGAACCCACACUGGAGAGAAACCUUACAGCUGCACGCUGUGCAGUAACAGCUACGUCCGCUACAUAAGCCUGUCUCGUCACAUGAGGUGUCACACAGGAGAGAAACCGUACAGCUGCUCCACCUGUCAGGCCACGUUCAGGUGGAGACAAGCGUUCGUGGCCCACACAAAGAUCCAUCCAGUGAAAUAACGUUUUACCUGCUCGGGGCAAUUUAGUCCCAUCUGAGCCUCUCAAAACACAAUCAGGGCUUCUUUAAUCUGUUGGUUAAAGUAAAUAAACAAGUUUAUUGUACUUUUA
Poecilia reticulata (guppy) is the source of this 1858-nucleotide messenger RNA. Lineage: Eukaryota; Metazoa; Chordata; Actinopteri; Cyprinodontiformes; Poeciliidae. The record is from RefSeq and is a predicted model, not a curated record.